Molecule: messenger RNA, 3188 nt
Organism: Pygocentrus nattereri (red-bellied piranha)
Lineage: Eukaryota; Metazoa; Chordata; Actinopteri; Characiformes; Serrasalmidae
Gene: mfsd6a
Product: major facilitator superfamily domain containing 6a
Exons: 8
Coding region: 409-2961 (850 amino acids)
Biological process (GO): antigen processing and presentation of exogenous peptide antigen via MHC class I
Cellular component (GO): plasma membrane
Source: RefSeq, a predicted model, not a curated record
AUAUGAAUUAUUCAGUAGGCACUAUUAGAAUGGGUGUGGCUAAACUGCUGUAGGCUGAAUGGGUGUUUGGGUUUUUUCUUUGCGCUUCUCCGCUGUCCAAUCUGGCAACCGUGCUGGCAGGUCAGCGCUUCCGCAGAGAGAGCGCAGGUGAACUCAGAGCCGGAGCUUCGCCACCGAACCGCGGACAGGAAUUCCCCGAGAUCAGCCCAGAAAACAGGGCUUAGUGUUAGAGAAACGGAGCAGGUUCUCCGGUAAACCCCCUCCGCGCAUCUCUGGCAACCAGACGAGGAAGAGCGAGAAAACAGCGAGCAGAGAAGAUCAGACAUGGGAGCUCGGAGGGGUUAAGCUCACACCUGCCCGCUCCAGAAGCAGAAAGAGGAGGAGAGAGGAUUCCCUGGCGCCGUAGUCAUGGCGCACGACGACCGCAUGGCCAUUCUGGCGGACGAAGAAGAUGAGGAGCAGAAAAGGAGCGAUGCUCUUUCUCAGCGUUUUAAUCGGCUCUCGCUGGAGGUCCAGGACCAAACCAAACCUACUGACCCUGACCCAGCAAUACUGACCCCAGAUUCACAGCAUGAGCUGAACUGCUGUGAGCGACUGUGUCUCCGGAUCAACCGGCACCUCCUCGUCUCCAAAGUGUUCUACUUCUUCUUCUACGCUGCCUACGGCUCGCUGCACCCCCUGCUGGCUGUUUACUAUAAGCAGUUGGGGAUGACCCCCAGCCACAGUGGCUUGCUGGUGGGGAUCAGGUACUUCAUCGAGUUCUGCAGCGCCCCCUUUUGGGGCGUGGUGGCCGACCGCUACAGGAAGGGAAAAGUUGUGUUGUUGUUUUCUGUUUUCUGCUGGUUGAUGUUUAACUGCGGGAUUGGCUUUGUGAAACCAGCGGCCAUGAGCUGUAGGCUGGAGAAACCCAUGAUGACCACCACUUUAAGCCCAACUUUAGCUUCCACUAAUGGGACUUUAGCUCCAGCUAUAGCUACCAGAAAUGAGACUUUAGCCUCAACUGUAGCUUCCACCAAUGGGACUUCAGCCUCAACUAUAGCUUCCACCAAUGGGACUUCAGCCUCAACUAUAGCUUCCACCAAUGGGACUUCAGCCUCAACUGUAGCUUCCACCAAUGGGACUUCAGCCUCAACUGUAGCUUCCACCAAUGGGACUUCAGCCUCAACUGUAGCUUCCACCAGCAGCACUUUAGGCCCAAUUGUGGCUUCCACCAUUGGGACAGGAACAGUCCAGCCACUUAACACCUCAUCCAAUCACACUAGGCAGCGACGAGAUCUGAUUGGACAUCCUGCCAGAUUGUCUCUGUUGUCUUCCAAUCAGAAACUGGGCUACAGCUCUCAGCGCUGGUUCAAACGAGAUAUUAAUGUUAGCCUUAGCAUGGUUUCUGACCAGAACCUGAGCUCUACCACACGUCCUCAGUCCAGCACCACACCUCGACCACCCCUGAACACCACCACAGCUCCAUCACAUCACACCACCAAACCGCCGGAAUAUGUCAUUGACUUCAACCCUGACCAGGUUGAGGCCAUCUUCCUCCUCAUUCUGUUGGUCAUCAUCAUCGGGGAGUUCUUCAGUGCACCUGCAGUCACGAUCGUGGACACGGUCACUCUGCAGUAUCUGGGUCCGCACCGUGACCGCUACGGCCUGCAGAGGAUGUGGGGUUCGCUGGGCUGGGGUUUGGCCAUGCUCUUCGUGGGCAUCUGGAUCGACCACACACACAUGGUGUACAUCAUCGAUGGUAUAGUUGGCUGCGUUCUGCCCGACUAUAAAAACUACCAGAUCGCCUUUAUCGUUUUCGGGGUGCUGAUGGCGAUGGCCCUGAUCGUGGCCACACAGUUCCAGUUUGACCUCCGAAGGCUGGAGGAGUGCGAUGGGAGCGGCAACCAGGAAUCCCAGAGCAGUGUGCCAUCUUCAGACAGGACCGAGGGCACCGAGCCCCCUGGUGGUCAGGAGUUCCGCUACCUGGAGCUGCUGCGGCUCCUUUGUGGCGUUCGCUACAGCACGGUUCUGUUCGUGGCCUGGUUCAUGGGCUUUGGCUACGGAUUCGUCUUCACGUUCCUCUACUGGCACCUCGAGGACCUGAAAGGGACCCCCACGCUGUUCGGGGUGUGUUCCGUCCUGAGCCACGUGUCGGAGCUGGCCGCCUACUUCACCAGCCACAAACUCAUCGAACUGGUGGGGCACAUCAGGGUUCUGUACAUUGGGCUGGCUUGUAACACUGCCCGCUACCUUUACAUCUCCUACCUGCAGAAUGCCUGGACUGUGCUGCCCAUGGAGGUGCUACAAGGUGUGACCCAUGCAGCUGUGUGGGCAGCAUGUAUCUCCUACCUGAGCGCUGCCGUCCCUCCCGCUCUUCGCACCUCCGCCCAGGGCAUCCUACAGGGUCUCCACCUUGGCCUGGGCAGAGGCUGCGGCGCCAUGGUGGGCGGAGUCUUUGUCAACUACUUCGGCCCUGCGGAGACGUUCAGAGGGAUCGGAAUGGCCUCUCUGGUCAUUCUGCUACUCUUCGCCUUCAUCCAGCACGUCACUGAGAAGAGCGACACGGAAGACAAGAUGCUUGCAGAGAACAUCCCAGUCCCAUCCAGUCCAGUUCCAAUAGCAACCAUAGACCUUGUCCAGAACCAGGAGGCUGAGACUCCUCCUGUCUGGCAGGAGCCCAAACUUCCAGCGCGGAAAACGCGACACCAGGAGGACCAGGAAGAUGUGAAUAAACCAGCGUGGGCCCUCAGCGUGUCGCCGUGGGUUACCAUCGCCUUCGCCUUAGUCCAGAUCAAAGAGGUGGUCCUCAUGAUGAGGACACAGCCACUCACUGAAGUCCAGCCCCUACAGGACGUAAAUGAGCCUUCUCCAGACUCCCAGGAUGAGGACUUAACCCCCAGGAGUCCCGUUAGUGCUGCCCAGCCGGAAGGCUCUCCCAGCAGUCUGCACUCCCUGCCGGACAGGGGGUCCCUGGAGAACUGAGCAGCACAGCUGGCCGCCCCGUCAGAGCCCAAACAGGCCGCAGUCGACCUUGUCCUUCCACCUGAGCUUGAAUCCAACUCUGAAACUCGUUUGGUUGAAGACGAACUUUUUAAUAAUUGUAUAUUUUAAAAUAUCGACUAUUUAGUGUAUCAUAAACAUAGCACAUGGUGUAGAACAGCACCUUGCGACAUUUUCUGAUUUUUAGUGUGAUUAAAUUAUUUUCUGUA